AUGAGCGUUAUACAAAAGAUCGCAACUGAAGCUGUUGAGACUGAUCUUCGUGAAAUGUUAGCUAUUAUCACUGAUACACUAGCUAUUAGAACACUUUACCUUAACGAUGAAAAAACGAGAGAAUAUCGUAACAGAUUGGACGAAGCUUAUGGCACACAUACAGCUGAAUAUAAUGAAUUGACUAAAGUUGAACAGAUAGGUGAGUAUAUUAACAAGCAUCAUUCGUUACUUCCAGUAUUUGCGAAAGACUUCAUAUACUCGUUGAGUAUUGCUAGUCAAGGAUAUGAUGAGCUCAGUCAAGCUUCAAUUUAUGGACAAAUCGCAGACCAUUUAUGCAAAGCCUCAACUCGUAACUUUCAUAUGGCAAUUCGGCAAAACCCUCAAGGAGAGCUACAGUUUAAAAAGUUAUUGUAUAAAACAAAAUCUUAUGAGCAUCUUGCGUACUACGGAGAAUUGACGUCUGAGCUUUUGGAGCUUAUUUUCGCAUUAGAUCCCGCCAUAGACGAUGAUGAAGAGAUAGAACAGGACAUUUUACCUUUCAUUAUUACCAUAGCUAAUCGAAGCGUGCUAGAACAGCUAUAUGAAAAACUUAUGUCAAAAUAUUCUUUUGAACGUUUACUGGCCGGACGACUACUUGUUCAUUUAGCGUCAUGUGAUGCGAUUUCUGCCCAAGAAGCGAAUGAUAAAAUCUUAAUCGCAAUACAAGAUUCGUUUGCUCAACAACAAAUGAAAUGGUUUCAUGCUGACAACAAAGACUGUCGAGGACAUGAUGGCUUGGCUCAGCAAAUGGGUCUGAUGCUUUUACAACUAUCUUUCGCUCAUAGGAAUCCAUUGACCAGUAGUUCUCCAUUGUGUCAUGAGCCCACAUUUGUUUUUCACUAUGCAAAACAAAUCAGAAAUCAAGUGGUGUGCCUUUUUACUACAAAUGAAAUAUUGCAUGUAGUUGAAACUGAUGACAGCAACGAUACACAUUAUAUCGAUGAUGAUAACAACAAUGGUGACAUCGAUGAGGAUGACGUCGAUGAUGACAUCGGUGAGGAUGACGUCGAUGGUGACAUCGGUGAGGAUGACGUCGAUGGUGACAUCGGUGAGGAUGAUAGCAGCGGAUGA
Messenger RNA from Adineta steineri, 1110 nucleotides. The record is from the annotation of a GenBank genome assembly. Lineage: Eukaryota; Metazoa; Rotifera; Eurotatoria; Adinetida; Adinetidae.